AUGAAAAAUUUUAAUAUUGAUCUUAAAACAAAAGAAAAUAUGUUACAAGAAACAAUAAAUAAUUGGAAAAUUUAUUAUAAUUUAUAUGAUUCAUUAGAAAAAUGGUUAAAUGAAGGUGAACAUGUUCUUCGACGAUCAUCAGAAGAAAAAUUUGUAAGUAUUAAAAUAAUUUUAUCCUUGAAAUAAAUAAAUAAAUAAAUUAUUCUUAUGAGAAUUCAUAUUUUAAUUAUAUAAGGUUUCAAAUAACAAACAUAGAAGGAAGAAAUGAAGCAUCUUUUUUGCGGGUGUUAUGAUUAUGUCUUUGAUUUUAUAUAAGAUGUUUUUAAAAUGUCUCAUUUUAUUAUAAUAACUAG
Molecule: messenger RNA, 353 nt
Organism: Rotaria sp. Silwood2
Lineage: Eukaryota; Metazoa; Rotifera; Eurotatoria; Philodinida; Philodinidae
Source: the annotation of a GenBank genome assembly